ACGCAGAAGAGGACGCACGCGGGGCAUUCGCAUGGACAUGGACAUCACCACCAUCAUGCUGACAAUGCCUAUCUUACGAGCACAAACAAGAAUGACCCGGGCGUACGAAUCACUCGCGUGGGGCUUUAUGUCAAUCUUGGAAUGGCCAUUGCCAAAGGUGCUGGUGGAUACGUUUUCAACUCCAAGGCCUUGACAGCUGAUGCUGUACAUUCCUUGACCGAUCUCAUUUCAGACAUCACCACUCUCGCUACCAUCUCGUGGUCUCUCAAGCCAGCAACAUCCAAAUACCCCAUGGGAUACGGGAAAAUCGAGUCCUUGGGUGCUCUUGCCGUCUCCUGUAUCUUAUUAGGCGGAGGCAUUGGAAUUGGCCUGCAAGCUGUUUUGGCACUGAGCCAGCAGUUCUUUCCCCAAAUUCAUGAGGUCCUUUCGCAUCUCGGAUUCCUGGCCCAUUCCCACUCGCAUGACCACGAUCAUGGGCAUGGUCACAUCGACGUAGGACCAAACAUCAAUGCAGCAUGGCUAGCUGCAGCAUCGAUCGUGAUCAAGGAGUGGCUGUAUCGAGCGACCAUGAAAAUUGCCGAGGAGAAACGCAGCAGUGAUCUUGCUGACAUGCGCCAGGCAUACCAUCAUCGCGUAGACAGUCUUACUGCUUUCGUAGCUUUGUUCACCAUCGUUGCAAGCAACUUCAUGGAAGGUGCACGAUGGCUGGAUCCAGUCGGCGGCCUCAUAAUCAGCGGUAUGAUAGUCCAAGCUGGCUGGGGUAAUACCAUGUCUGCGCUUUACGAGCUUGCAGACAAGGGCAUGGAUGAAGAGCUUAGAGAGAAGGCAGAGACCACUGCUGUUGCUGCUCUCGAGAGCUAUAAGCUUGUUCAGAUUCGUGGAGUACAGGGCAUCAAGUCCGGCCAGAACCUCAUGUUCGAGAUCGAGAUUGGUGUACCCAAGGACUGGACCGUCGCACAUACUCAAGAUGUGGAACAAUUGGUACGAGAUGCCAUUGCAAACAAGGUCCGAGGUACCAAGCGCGUUACGAUGAGAUUUACGACAAGUCAGAACGCCGCCUUCUCGGAUGAAUUUGUGACGCGCGAUAACGACACGAACAUCGAGGAGGAUCACGAUCACGACCAUGAUGACGCGCAUGCAAAUGGACAUUCCCAGGAGCACGCCAAUGGCGCAACGAAGAAGAGAAAGUGAGCUCCGAAGGGUUCUGCUUCGUUCGUGAUGAGAAGUGCUAGACGCCGGGCCGUAAAUACACAUCCUUUGGAGCACACGCCAGUGCAUGGUUGACGAGGCUGUGAAUAGCGAUAGCAUUUGCCAUCUGGCCUCGGAUUCCGGGUCGAAAUUCUAGCUAAGGUCUUGGUGGCUUGGUUGAAAAGCUCAAUUGGAUGGUCAAGCUUCGUCUGUCGGACAGGAUAUAUAGUUCCUCAAACAACCGCUUCUCCGGUACAACGUAG
Molecule: messenger RNA, 1451 nt
Organism: Pseudocercospora fijiensis CIRAD86
Lineage: Eukaryota; Fungi; Ascomycota; Dothideomycetes; Mycosphaerellales; Mycosphaerellaceae
Exons: 3
Coding region: 142-1191 (349 amino acids)
Biological process (GO): monoatomic cation transport; transmembrane transport
Cellular component (GO): membrane
Molecular function (GO): monoatomic cation transmembrane transporter activity
Source: RefSeq, a predicted model, not a curated record